This is a messenger RNA of Nakaseomyces glabratus, 672 nucleotides long. It is a transcript of the gene RAD10, whose product is annotated as DNA repair protein RAD10. Gene Ontology annotation, molecular function: damaged DNA binding; single-stranded DNA binding. Gene Ontology annotation, cellular component: nucleotide-excision repair factor 1 complex; nucleus; ERCC4-ERCC1 complex. Lineage: Eukaryota; Fungi; Ascomycota; Saccharomycetes; Saccharomycetales; Saccharomycetaceae. Gene Ontology annotation, biological process: mitotic recombination; UV-damage excision repair. The record is from RefSeq and is a predicted model, not a curated record.
AUGAAUAAUACAGACAGCACAUCAUUCCAAAGUAUUCUUGCUGGCGUUGAGAGGCUGAGAAAACAGAAAGAGGGUGCUGCUGAUAAGGACAGGAACAACGACCUAGUAACUAAGGAUAAAGAUACAAAUUUUAGUGAGAGGAAGCAGACGGCCCAUGUACAAGAUGCUAAUAAAGUACCCCCCAGAAAUAAAAAUGUCAUUAAUGCAUUUAAUCAACAAAGAUAUGAUGAUGAUUCAACAAAGCCUGAAGAGAAUGGGAAAAAGCGGCCAUUUAUAACUACACAAUCGGGUUCCACUAACGUAGGAAAGACAGUAUUGGUAAGUACAACGCAGAAAGAGAAUCCGCUAUUGAAUCACUUGAAGAACACUAAUUGGAGAUAUAGUAAGCCACAACCUGGACAAAAAAUCUAUUAUGAUUAUAAAGUCAAGAAUAGGUCAAUAUUAUUCUUGACUUUGUCUUACCAUAAGUUGUAUGUUGAUUACAUUGAAAGAAGAAUGUUACCGCUCAAACAGAAUAAUGAUAAUAUUCUCAUCUUUGUAGUAGAUGACACAAACUCAGAGGAGAUAUUGACCACAAUAACUAAGAUUUGUUUAUUCAACGGAUUCACAUUACUACUUGCAUUCAAUUUCCAGCAGGCUGCCAAGUAUUUGGAGGGACUUAACUCAUUUUAA